AUGUCUGGUCUACGAAUCCUCGUGCCGGUCAAGCGCGUCAUUGACUAUGCUCCUCGAGUCAACAAGGCCCAGACGGCCGUCGAGACUACCGGAGUCAAGCACAGUAUGAACCCAUUCGACGAGCUCUCGAUCGAAGAGGCUGUCCGUAUGCGCGAACGCAAAGCCCCGGUCGAGGACAUUCUCGCCUUUUCCGCCGGUCCCACCAAGUCCCAGGACAUUCUGCGUACCGCCAUGGCCAUGGGUGCCGACCGUGCACUCCACAUUGUCGAAGAGAAGACCGAACUGGAGCCUUUGAGCGUCGCCAAGUUGCUCAAGAAGGUUGUCGAGGACGAAAACCGCAACCUUGUCAUUCUGGGCAAGCAGAGCAUCGACGACGAUGCCAACCAGACUGGCCAAAUGCUUGCUGGUCUGCUGGGCUGGGCUCAGGCUACCCAGGCCUCCAAGGUCGAAGUUGAGGGUGACACAUGUACCGUGACCAGAGAGGUCGACGGCGGAGUCGAGACAUUGCGCGCCAAGCUACCCAUGGUCAUCACUACCGACUUGCGAUUGAACGAGCCGCGCUACGCCAGUCUGCCAAACAUCAUGAAGGCCAAGAAGAAGCCGCUGGUCAAGAAGACCAUGGAGGACUAUGGCAUCGAUCUCACCAAGCGCCUCAAGCAUGUCAAGGUCACCGAGCCCCCACCGAGACAGGGAGGCGGUAAGGUCGAGGACGUUGAUGGCAUGAUUUCCAAGCUCAAGGAGCUGGGCGCGUUAUAG
Molecule: messenger RNA, 756 nt
Organism: Aureobasidium vineae
Lineage: Eukaryota; Fungi; Ascomycota; Dothideomycetes; Dothideales; Saccotheciaceae
Source: the annotation of a GenBank genome assembly